UAUUAUUUUUUUUUUAAUUUUGCUCAGCUGCUCUAUUACUGCUUUAUUAAUUUUGCUGCCAUCUGUCAACUGCUCUAUUAUUGUUUUGACAAUUUGACUUGUGUGACUGAAUUAUUAUUUUAUUUUCUUUGUAGUAAGUUGUAUUUUCUUAAUGGCACAAAAAAAGGAUCCAGCUUGGGCAUAUGGAAUUGCCAUGGGAAGUAACACAAAAAUCAAAUGUGUUUUUUGUGAUAUGACAUAUAAUGGCGGAAUAUUUCGUCAUAAGAAGCAUCUUAUUGGUGGUUAUAAAGAUGUUAAAGUGUGUCCAAAGGUCCCGAAUAGUGUGAAGGAAGAAAUAAAGGAGUAUUUUACGAAAAAAAUGAAUUUAAAACUCAAAUGAAUCAUGAAGCAUCCAUGGUUAAUCUUGUUGAUAAUGAUGAAAUGGAUGAUGAAGUUGAAGUGAAUAUGCCAAUGGGACCUCCCUCAAAAAAGAAACCUUCAACUAGUGAAAGUGGGUCAUCCACCGCUAGCAAUGUCAAAGGUCCUCUUAAUCUCUAUUUCUCGCAAAAACCAAAUGAAAAGAGAAAAGGUGGACCUAUUGAUCUAGAGGCUUCUAGCAAAAUUUUACGGGAUCGUGUUGUAUCUGCUUUUGCUAGGUGGAUGUAUGAUGCAGGAUUGCCUUUCAAUUGUGUUAACUACACCGAAAGUUUUGGUGAAUUCAUUGAGGCCGUAGGCCAAUAUGGCCCUGGAAUGAAACCCCCUACCUAUCAUGAGGUAAGAGUUCCUUGUUUAAAAAAAAGAGGUGGAAAAGACAAACAAAAUUGUAGAAGAUCAUAAGGUUCAAUGGAAAACGUAUGGUUGUUCCAUUAUGAUGGAUAAAUGGACAGCAAGGAAUGGGAAAAUGAUCAUCAAUGUUUUGGUGAAUUCUCCAAAAGGGAGUAUGUUCCUUGAAUCUCAUGAUGCUAGUGACUCUUGUACUGAUUCUAAUAAGAUGUUUAACUUGUUUGAGAAGACUAUCUUGAAAAUAGGCAAGGAAAAUGUGGUACAAGUUGUGACCGAUAACGCAAGUGAAAACAAAAAAGCGGGUGACAUGUUGAAGGGAGUGUUCCCGCAUAUUUUCUGGAUUCCUUGUGCUGCUCAUUGUAUCAACUUGAUGUUUGGUGACAUUUUCAAAGAGGCCCCGUAUUCUACAAGUGAACUUGAAUCUUGAUAUUUAAUGUUCUUUUUUAAUCUUCAUGUUAGUUUUCUUACUUAUUAACUAUUAAAUUUUUUUGAAUAGUUUUUGGUAAGGCUGUUAAGAUACAUUCUUAUAUCAGUCAAAGGGCACUGUUGUUGAAUAUGAUGAGGAGAUACACAAAGCAAAGAAACUUGGUAAAACCUGCUAAGACAAGAUUCGCAACAGCUUUUUUGACAUUGCAUAGUUUUUAUAUGCAAAAGAAAAAUCUGAGAACCUUGUUUAUGUCCACUGAAUGGAAUAAGAGUGUCUAUGCAAAGGAAACUCUUGGUAAAGAAGUUGCGAGACACAUCAUCAGUCCAUAUUUUUGGAAUGACACUGUUCAAGCACUUAGAGUUGGUGGUCCUUUAAUUAAUGUACUUCGUAUGGUGGAUGGGGAGAAAAAACCACCAAUGGGCUACAUUUAUGAAGCCAUGGAUAGGGCCAAAGAAAGUAUUGAAAAGGCAUUCAAUUAUGAUGACAGGAAAUAUAUGAAUGUUUUCAAAAUCAUUGAUGCAAGGUGGACGGAUCAACUUCAUCAACCUUUACAUGCAGCUGGACAUAUUUUGAACCCGGGGCUCUAUUAUAAAAAUAAUGAGAUGAAGACUUUAACUGAAGAAGUGUGGUUGGGAUAUCAUGCAUGUGUUGAGAGGAUGAUCCUAGAUAAAACUUUACAAGACAAAAUAGGGGAUGAGCUUGGUGUGUACAUGAAAGCUGAUGGGCUACUUGGAAUUGAGUCGGCCAUUAGAGCUAGAACCUUAAGGUCACCAGUUGAAUGGUGGAUGCAAUAUGGUCAUAAUGUCCCAGACUUGCAACAAUUUGCUAUUAGAGUGCAAAGUUUAACUUGUAGCUCAUCAGGUUGCGAGAGAAAUUAGAGUGUGUAUGAACAUGUGAGAACCUAUAUUACGUUAUUACUAAAUUAAAUGGUAUCUUAGUUGUCCAAAGUCCUCCCAUUAAUUACUUUCUACAUAUUCUAUGCAGAUUCAUACAAAAAAAAGAAACAACUUGAGUUAAAACGCCUGAAUGAUCUAGUGUUCAUCAAAUAUAAUAGAACAUUGGUGCGUCGCUACAAUGCUCGCAAUACCAUUGAUCCAAUUUUGUUGGAUAAUAUUGAUGAUGCAAAUGAAUGGUUAACUGGAGCACCCCAAAAUCAUGAAGAUGAAGAAGUAUAUGAAGGAGAAGGUCUCACUUAUGGUGAAGUUGCUACGGCUAGUGGUGUGGAGGAGAAUAUUUAUGGUUUUAGGGAGAGUACUUUAAGGGGCAAGGAAAAAAGAGUAGCUAUAGGUUCAAGUUCAUGUUCAAAAUCAAAUAGAAGUAGAACUCUUGUUGAUGAGUCCUCCGAUGAGGAAGAAGAUGAGGACCAAGUAGAAGUAGAACCCUUGUUGAUGGCACUUCAAGAGUUUGAGGAUCUUGUUGAAGAAUAGGAUUUUGCUCUCUUUGUGAUUUGGUUAUGCAUUUGCUUUUAUAUGUUGUUACUUAUGAGGAUUAUUGACUAUCUAGUUACUUUUUAAUCUAAGUCUUUUGAGUUCUUGAUUAUUUAUCUAUGCAUAUUUUAUAUUUUAUAUUUUUAUACUAAAUAGCGCUUUUUCUAAAAAAAGCAUGCGCUUCGCUUCACGCUUCACGCUUCUCGCUUCUGUGCAACGAGCCCCCGUUGCUUUUUUCCGCUUCUCGCUUCUCAAAACACUGCUAUCACCCUUCCGGAGGAGUAAGUAGUCAAUCUGAGUUCUAGCUACCGUGCUACUAAAGGUAACCAAUUUAUUAUCCCUCUUCAGAAAACACGAGUUAGCAAUAACCAACUCAAAAGCUUUAGCAAACUCCAGGAGAGAUACCCCGCCGCCAUUCCUUUUCCCAAAACCAAAGCCUCCAUGGACAUCAUCAAAACCAUUAGAAGUUGUACCGAUAUGAUCAUUGAAAUCUCCACCAAUGAAAAGAAUUUCAAUACUUGGUAUACCUCUCACUACCUCAUCCAAAUCCUCCCAAAAGAGCCUUUUGACUUCUUUAUCCAAGCCCACAUGGGAUGCAUAUGCACUAACAACGUUCAAAAUAAGUCUGCCUAUAACUAGCUUAAUAAACAUCAUCCUAUCACUGAUCCUCUUUACCUCCACCACACACUCCCUAAGAUUCGCGUCGACUAGAUUACCUACUCCAUUCCUAUCUCUUGGCCUCCUGAGUACCAUAAUUUAAAUCUGUACACAUCCCGAGCUUUGGAGCCUACCCAUCUAGUCUCCUGAACACAAGUUAUAUUAAUCUUUCUCCUCUUAAGACUCUUCACUAGCUCUAUGGACUUUCCUGUAAGCGAUCCUAUGUUCCACGAUCCUACUCUCAACUUACGAAAAUCCAUCUCCCUCUUAUCACUAUUUCCCCUCCCCUUCAACCCCAAUUGAGGGCAUGACCCUAGUCCACCAUCAGUAACCAAAGCCACUAAAACGAUAUGAACUACAAAGUGAAAAAUUGAUAACAAAUAAAUCCAAAAAAGACAAGCAAUGAGAUAAUAAUUGACAAUAUAAAAUGUAUAAUAGAGAGACAACACACACUAGUUAAUAGGCAAAUCAAGAACACUAAACACUAAGUGAAGAAGAAGAAAAUCUAAAGUAAGGAAGAUCAAGGAAGAAGAAGAAAGCCUA
Solanum dulcamara is the source of this 3816-nucleotide messenger RNA. RefSeq lists its product as uncharacterized. Bases 1318 to 2067 code for a protein of 249 amino acids. The record is from RefSeq and is a predicted model, not a curated record. NCBI's taxonomy places the organism in Eukaryota, Viridiplantae, Streptophyta, Magnoliopsida, Solanales, Solanaceae. The transcript is spliced from 2 exons. Gene Ontology annotation, molecular function: protein dimerization activity.